Messenger RNA from Musca vetustissima, 1497 nucleotides. It is a transcript of the gene rasp, whose product is annotated as protein-cysteine N-palmitoyltransferase Rasp. Lineage: Eukaryota; Metazoa; Arthropoda; Insecta; Diptera; Muscidae. The record is from RefSeq and is a predicted model, not a curated record. Gene Ontology annotation, biological process: protein palmitoylation. Gene Ontology annotation, cellular component: endoplasmic reticulum. Bases 1 to 1497 code for a protein of 498 amino acids. Gene Ontology annotation, molecular function: palmitoyltransferase activity. The transcript has a single exon.
AUGGAGAAAUUGAAGCUGCACAAAAGUGAAAUAAUCCUCUACUUCGGUGUUUAUGUCGUCUAUAUCGGCUAUCAGCUAUGGUCGCUGAUCAAUUCGCGGCAUAAAAUACUUGCCAUAGCACAAUAUGAAUUUCCUCAGGGAUGGACUUUUCUCAAUUCUCGAAAGGACGAUACAAAUGAUGAAUUUUAUGCCUUCACCGAAUACAUUAAACAAUACUGGCCUUGGUACAUCUUUCAUUUUACCAUCAGCACCAUCAUACGGAGAUCUAAUCCAAGGUGGCAAAGUAUCGGAUUUGUUGUGGUCACAUGUAUCAUAUUGAGUUGUACAAUGAAGUUAAUAUCAAUAGCAUUGAUCUGUAGCCUUGUCAUUUCAUAUUAUUUGGUGGCACAGAAGCACUCGAAGGUGUACGUGUGGCUACUUUCGCUCUUGUGGAUGGUGGUUAUGAUUUUUAUGAAAUCCAAUAAAAUCUUGCGAGAAAAUAUGGGUUACAUGGAAUUCCAUUACGUAAUGGUAACAUUGUGUUGGUGUAUUCUUAGAGGUUGCAGUUACGGUUUACAACUGGCAAAGUGCAUUGCAAACAGAGAACCCGAUAUCGAAAGAAAAUAUUCGUUUGUUAAUUUUCUGGGUUAUAGUUUUUAUUUUCCUUGCUUCACCUUGGGACCAUUUAUGGGCUAUCAUCGUUAUACACCAUCUGAUGAAAUUGCUUGUGAGAAAUUCACAUUUAAAUUAUUUUUGUGGCACAUUGCGAGAGUGGCAUUUUGGUGGUUAGUUUUGGAAAUUGCAAUACAUUAUGUUUAUGUCCAUUACAUGGCCUUGGAUAUUGAAGCCAUCAAGGUGCUGGACACCAAGUUUGGUUUGUAUGCAGUUGGCUAUUUUAUGGGUCAAUUCUUUUUUAUGCAUUAUAUAAUAGUUUAUGGACUGGGCAUAGCCUUUGCCCAAUAUGAUGGCCUACGACCACCAAGAAAACCAAGAUGUAUUGGUUUGGUACAUCAUUAUUCAGAUAUGUGGAAAUACUUUGAUGAGGGUCUCUAUGAAUUUCUAUUUACCCACAUUUAUGCAGAGCUGUGUAGUAAAAAUUCCUCAGCUUUAAGAAAAAUCCUUUCGACAGCUGCCACAUUUUCAUUUGUAUUUUUAUGGCACGGUCACUACUGGUAUGUUUUUGUAUGGAGUCUCUUGAAUUUCAUAUGUUUGGUUUUGGAAAAGGUACUUAAAACGUUGACCUCAUCAUUGUGGUAUAAUAAAGUAAUGCGAGAAAAUUGCGGGCUAGGCGAGGGAGGUAUUCAGCGGUUUAAUGCAUUUUUGGGUUCACAAAUAUUUAUACCAGCUGCCUUUUCAAAUUGUUAUUUUAUUAGUGGGCUGGAUGUGGGGCAUUUUCUCAUACAUGAAGCUUAUUUGGGUGGUUGGUGGAAUUAUGUGACCUUAUCAUUUUGUACCUAUUGUUUCUAUCAGUGUUGUGAAAUUGUACAACACAAUAGACAUGAAUCUAAUCGAAAAUGA